This is a messenger RNA of Eimeria mitis, 2136 nucleotides long. RefSeq lists its product as uncharacterized. NCBI's taxonomy places the organism in Eukaryota, Apicomplexa, Conoidasida, Eucoccidiorida, Eimeriidae. The transcript is spliced from 5 exons. The record is from RefSeq and is a predicted model, not a curated record. The coding region runs from base 1 to 2136 and encodes 711 amino acids.
AUGCGCAGCAGCAGCAGCAGGAAGAACAGCAGCGGGAACUGCAGCAACAGCAGCGGCAGCAGCAGCGGAACUCAAGAUGACAAGACCAGAGCUAUCAACACGUCAGCAGGAAGAGGCUGCGCACUGCAGCUGGCAGCAGCAGUGGGGAGUUUCGUCCCCUCUAUAAUUUUAUUUCAGGCCCAUCUGGGGCUCCUUGACGGCACUAGCGGCCCCGCUGGUCGUGCUGGGGAGGCGCUGCUGCACACAGACUUGCUGCUGAAUUUUGCGGUGUUGCUGCCGGUGGUGUUGCUGCUGCCCGCUGUUCUCUGUCCCUCAAUAUUCUAUUUGUUGCACUGCUCAAAGCGCCCCCCCCACCAUGGCCUGAAGGCAGCAACGGCCCCUCGACCUGCAGAGGAGAGCCGCUGGCGCUAUAGGGGGUUAUGGGUAGCUGCUGCUGCAGUGGCUAUUGCUGUUGCUGUUGCUGUUGCUGCGCUGAACACUUCGCCAGUGCUUCUUCCUCCCCUCGUAGACGUGCCUUUGGAGCAGCAGCAGCGAGAGGCUGAGGGUCGCCAGUCUGCUGCAACACGAAGUGAAGAAGGCGGCACAGAAGGAUCUGUCGUACCGUUGCUGCCCGCCUCAACAGAAGAAGAGCUUCGACAGCAGCAGACGCACUCCCAGUCGAAGGCACACCGUUCGCUCCUAGCUCUGCUGCCCUUCAGCCUUGGCCACUACAUUUUGCCUUCUCAGGGCUUCCCCUUCUCCCCAGAGAGGCCGCUACAGCUGCACUUUGUUCUUUUUAGACGCGCAAAAAUCACCGGCUUACCUUCACCCUCCAGCAGCAGCGACAGCAGCAAAAGAAACGACACAGACAAAGGCCAAGACCACGCAUCGUUCGCAACUGAUACAGAAGAAGCAGCAGCAGCAACAGCAGAAGCCGGAGCAGCAGCAUCGUCAAGUACCUCACGCUUUGCUCCUGAGUUGGAGCCUUUCUCUGUCACGCACUACACUCCUCCCCUCUUGCGCCACUCCACCCAAGGCGUUGCUGUGAUGGGUUUGGGGCCGCAAGUGUUUUGGAAUCCAGCGUUUGCUGACGCUCCUCAUGUGCUCUCUACAGUGCGUAGCGCCAUGGUGGCUGCUGAAGCAGCAGCUGCCUUCGGCUCUCUGAACGAAACCGCAGAAACUUCUUCUUCUUGCAAUGCAGCUGCUACAGGGGACUUGAAACAUAUCAACAACACGGGGACAAAUUCACGUGAUACAACAGGAGAGGGUGCUGCCGCUGCAGCAAUCGACAAGAACGCGGUUGCAGCUGAAAAAGAUAAUAACGGCAACAAUUCGGGUGAUAAUAGAACGUCUCGAUGCUCGGAAGCAAAACCACAACCCUCGUUUCUUCUCAUGGAAGAAUCCCCUUCACAGAAAGCCCCCUUGACACUCGCCCACCUCCAUAGGUUGAGCACAACUCGCACGCAUUGGAGUCUGUACACGGAUUCACAGGCGUUUCUCCCUCCACCCAAGCCCAUGGGAGGUAGCCGCGUGUUUAGCCAUGGGCUCCGAGGCGAAUUGGAUAUACACUACGAGUGCGUUGCCGAGGCGAAAGACGAAACGCGCCUGAGGCUUCUCAUCGGAGGAGCUUCGCUGCUGGCUCUUGCGCUGCCGGCCGCUGGCCUUAAAAGGUGGAAUUUGGAACGCCAGGCACCGCUGCGGCGGCUUCAGCAGUGCGAUUGCUACAUCAUCACUCUAGCCAACCCAUUGCCCCCCGUCAUGACGAAACUUGAAUUCUUCUUUCAUGGGCACAUACCGGUCCGUUUCACAACGCGUUCGGGUUUAUUCGACGUAACGGCACCAAACACAGCCUGCGCAGAAACGCCAUUGUUCAGGGCUGUUCAGCACUUCCCCGCUCCUCCUCCUCGUGCCCAGGCAGAAGAUGAUCGGGCUUCGCACUUGAAAGCUGCGCCAGAAGGGGGUAAGGCCGACGGCGGUACCCUGUAUCUUGACAAAGCGUCUGAGUCUGGGAACCCCGCUCAGAGUCCCCUCGAUACUUUUUGGGAGAGGCUACUCAAUGCGCUGCCGCCGCAUAUAGCUGCGGCCGGCAGUUAUGCCGAUGCAGCGGAGUGGGAUUUGCCGCCUGCACCGUUUUCCGCGAAGUUUGCCUUCGACUGA